Molecule: messenger RNA, 1938 nt
Organism: Quercus lobata
Lineage: Eukaryota; Viridiplantae; Streptophyta; Magnoliopsida; Fagales; Fagaceae
Product: LEAF RUST 10 DISEASE-RESISTANCE LOCUS RECEPTOR-LIKE PROTEIN KINASE-like 2.4
Exons: 5
Coding region: 1-1938 (645 amino acids)
Biological process (GO): protein phosphorylation
Molecular function (GO): polysaccharide binding; protein kinase activity; ATP binding
Source: RefSeq, a predicted model, not a curated record
AUGCAUCCCCAUCUCUUCCCAACCAUCACGUUGUCCUUGAUGAUAGUAAUCCAUUGUCCAACAUCUUUGCGUGCGGAUAAUGAGAAAUACCUCACCUGUGAGGCACCAUUUAACUGUGGCAACUUUUUGAACCUCAAUUAUCCAUUCUGGGCAUCCGAUCGACCAAACUAUUGUGGCCACCCUAGUUUUCAGUUAAACUGCAGCAGCGAUGUUCCGCAGAUCAACAUCACUACCAUGAAUUACAGAGUCCUUGAAAUCAAUAACUCAUCACGGACUCUUAAGGUUGCUAGGAUGGAUUACUUAAACACGAUUUGCCCUGCUGCGUUCGUUAAUACCACCAUUGAUAACAACUUAUUUUCCUAUAUUACUUCAAGUGAUACGAACCUGACACUCUAUUAUAAUGCCGUACGCCUCAACGCUAUCGGAGCAUGCAACUACUGGGUCAAUGUUCCAAUUUUGCAAUCAGAAGUUCCAACUAAUGCAACUUAUGAUGCAGUACUUACAGCUAUUGAUAGCGGUUUCAUGUUAGAGUGGGAUGCAGAUAAUUUCCAAUGUGAUACAUGCCUCGAGGCUGGAGGGCUGUGUGGUUCCGACCCAACCACGGGUACAUUCGCUUGCCAUUGUACAAGCGGGACUUUUGCAUCCGGUUGUAGCACUGUAUCGACAAGAUCAUCUCUCAAGCUAAAUGUUGGGCUUGUCAUAGGUAUUGCGGCUGCUGUGCUUGGGAUUAUAGUAGUCUGUAUCAUAAUAUGCUGCCUUAGAAGAGAACAAUUGAGUAAGGCAUUGAUCUUUUGGAGGACAGCAAGGAAAAACGAUGAAAAUGUCAAGGCAUUUAUAUUGAAUUAUGGUUCACUUGCUCCCAAGUAUUAUAGUUAUUCAGAGAUCAAGAAGAUGACCAACUCAUUCAUAAACAAACUAGGGAGGACAACAAGGAAAAAUGAUGAGAAUAUCAAGGCAUUUAUAUUGAAUUAUGGUUCACUUGCUCCCAAGCAUUAUAGUUAUUCAGAGAUCAAGAAGAUGACCAACUCAUUCAUAAACAAACUAGGGCAAGGAGGAUACAGCAGUGUAUACAAAGGAAAGCUACCAAAUGGUAAGCUUGUGGCAGUAAAAGUUCUAAGUGAAUCCAAAGGCAAUGGAGAAGAUUUUAUUAAUGAAGUUGCAAGCAUUAGUAGGACUUCUCAUGUUAAUAUCGUCACUCUUUUAGGUUUUAGUUGUGAAAAGAACAAGCGAGCUCUAAUAUAUGAAUUUAUGCCCAAUGGUUCUCUAGACAAGUUCAUAUACCAUCGAGAUUCUUCAGCAACAAAUUGUCAUUUGGAAUGGAAAACAUUGUACAAAAUUGCAGUUGACAUUGCUCGAGGACUAGAAUAUUUACAUCGAGGUUGUAGCACAAGGAUUCUGCAUUUUGACAUAAAACCUCAAAAUAUUCUUUUAGAUGAAGAUUUCAACCCAAAAAUAUCUGAUUUUGGCCUUGCUAAACUCUGCCAAAGAAAAGACAGCAUUGUAUCAAUGCUUGGCAUGAGAGGAACAGUAGGGUAUAUUGCCCCAGAAGUAUUUCGUCGGAACUUUGGAGGGGUCUCUCAUAAGUCUAAUGUCUAUAGCUUUGGAAUGCUUGUUCUUGAAAUGGUUGGAGGAAGAAAGAAUUUUGAUAAUGGAGUGUCCAACAGUGGCGAAAAAUAUUUUCCAGAUUGGAUUUAUAAAGAUCUUGAACUAGGUAUGGGUGGAAGAACAUAUGGGGUCAUGACAGUGGAGGAACAAGAGACAACAAGGAAGAUGAUACUGGUGAGUUCAUGGUGCAUUCAGAUAAAUCCAUCUGAUCAACCAUCCAUGAAUAAGGUGGUAGAGAUGUUAGAAGGAACCCUUCAUUCCUUACAAAUUCCACCAAAGCCUUUCUUGUGUUCGCGUAAAGGGUCACUAGUAGAUUCUUCCACAACUACGUAA